Molecule: messenger RNA, 378 nt
Organism: Sordaria macrospora k-hell
Lineage: Eukaryota; Fungi; Ascomycota; Sordariomycetes; Sordariales; Sordariaceae
Source: the annotation of a RefSeq genome assembly
AUGAUGGCAUUGCUCCGAACCCUGUUGUCGUUGCUGCUGAUGGUGACGGCGAUUCCGGCGCUGGCACAGGGGGGCGGCGAUGUGGCCACCCGCCUCGACGGCGCCGCCAGCGAGUUGGGAUUGGUCGACGGGGCGCUCGACACCAAGCUGGAACAGAGCGACCGCGCGGCACUGCGCGCACGGGCACAGACCGUACGGGCAACGACGCUGGAUGCCGCGCAGCAAUUGACCGCCGAUCUGGCGCAGAUCGAUGCGCGGCUGGCGCAACUUGGGCCGGCGGCCUCGGGCGAGGACGCUUCGAUCCGCAGCGAGCGGACCGCACUGGCACGACAGCGCACGACGAUCGAUUCGGCGACGAAGCGCGCGCGGUUGCUUUCG